UCAAAGUUCUCUGGGCAACGGUAGGCAAGAUGAUUUAUAAACAAAAAUUGAGCUUAAAAAAUGCCAAUAAUUGUAUCAAAUUUUGAAAGAAAACUGUAGUCUAAACUAUAUAAAUUGUAAAACUGGUGUGUAAAGGAUUUUUGUAAAUUAAAAGAAAUAAGCGACAUGGCUUCAGUUAACGUUCGGGAUCAAAAGAUCGAACAACAACGACAAUUAUUAGAACAGAAGAUGAAACAGAAACGACAAAAUUCUGGUAUGGUCCAGGCUAACGAUUUAAGAGUGGGUUCUGCUAAACGUCCGAUAUCUGGAAGUCGGUCUCGUGAACUUCAUGGAUAUGAUGGUCCCAUGCAAUUUCUUAUGUCGCCAGUCAAUCCCGAUCAAGUUAUACCCCUCCAAACAAAUAGAAUAUCCACCUAUGAUGAAUUAGGAAAUCAAAUUGAAGUCCUAACAGUGGGGGAUGAUGUUGGGGAAGGGAGUGGCGAAGAGGAAGGAGAAAGUGUCCCAGUAUGCAGCAUGGGACGAGAUGCGAGUACGGACGACGUGUGUGCUGAUGCAGCCGUCGCUCCACUCCAAGGCCGUCCUCGACGAGAUGUUUCACCAAGCCAGACGGCGGAGAUUGAAGGAUCUGUGGAAGGUUCCGUGGAGACGUUUGUAAUAACUCCAGCAAAACAUGGAACAUUGUACAAGUGUCGUAUCGCACGUGAUAGAAAGGGCAUGGAUCGAGGGUUGUAUCCGACGUACUUCUUGCAUCUUGAAAAAGAUUAUGGCAAGAAAGUGUUCCUGUUAGCUGGUCGAAAACGUAAAAAAUCAGCAACAUCGAACUAUCUUAUAUCAACGGAUCCGACCGAAUUGACACGCCAAGCUGAUAGUUUCGCUGGAAAACUAAGAUCCAAUCUCCUUGGCACGGCUUUCACGGUCUACGACAACGGUAAAGCUUGGAGAAAAAACCAUAGGGACCCGCCUCGACACGAACUUGCCGCUGUUGUUUAUGACACAAACGUCUUAGGCUUCAAAGGACCUCGCAAAAUGACUGUCAUCUUACCAGGUAUGACACCCGAUCGACAAAGAGUUACAAUUGCACCGCAGGACGACAGUGAAUCACUCCUCGAACGAUGGAAAAGCCAAAACUUCGACGAUAUAGUGGUCCUACACAACAAAACGCCCGUUUGGAACGACGAGACACAGUCGUACGUCUUAAAUUUUCAUGGACGCGUUACUCAGGCAAGUGUGAAAAACUUUCAGAUCGUACACGACUCGGAACCGGAUUAUGUCGUUAUGCAAUUCGGUAGGAUCUCCGAGGAUGUGUUCACUAUGGACUUUAGGUAUCCACUGUGUGCGUUACAAGCAUUUGGUAUAGCACUCAGUUCGUUUGACAGUAAAUUGGCAUGCGAGUAAUUUUAUUAUCCUAUCUUUUUGUAUUGAUUAUUAUUAUUCUUAUUGGCUACUUAAAAUAAAUUAAUAAUUAAUUUAAUUCAAUCACAAAUAGAAGAAGAAUAUCAAAUUAUGAAGUCCAGUGUUUAAUCAUGUUUACAUUCCAUUUAUUUAAAUUUAAUUUAUAUUAUUAAUAAAAUAUACACACUUUAAAACCACUCAUAUAUAAAAUUGUAAAUUAUUUAUAAUAAUAUACUAAAACAACAAUAAAUUACUGAAGUCUAUUUUUAACUAUGGAGUACUUAAAAUUACUAAGAAGAUAUAACCAUCAGCACAAAAAUAAUACAUACAUUAUAUUUGCUUCUACAUGCUAUUGCAAAAUAAUAUCUAAUUUAGAAUCACACAUAUAAAAUUAGACAAUGGAGACAUAAAAAAAGAAUGAUAUCUCUAUGGUUUAAAAAUAGACUAAAAUAAUUAAAAAGCUUUACGAAUAAUUUAUGUUUAUAUUUUAUGAAACAAAACGCACAUAAUAUAAUUUUCGGUGCUUAUUCGACUAAGGUUGUGUUUAUGAAUUAGUUUCAUCGAUUAAUCAGUGAACGAAGUAGUUACGAUAGUUUGUAUAG
Molecule: messenger RNA, 1994 nt
Organism: Vanessa tameamea
Lineage: Eukaryota; Metazoa; Arthropoda; Insecta; Lepidoptera; Nymphalidae
Gene: ktub
Product: king tubby
Exons: 7
Coding region: 166-1395 (409 amino acids)
Biological process (GO): protein localization to cilium
Cellular component (GO): cilium
Source: RefSeq, a predicted model, not a curated record